AUGCAUCCCAAUGCAGAACGCGAAUUGUCAUACAUACUUCUAACAGAACUUUUGGCUCACCAGUUCGCAUAUCCAGUCAGAUGGAUCGAAACUCAGCACCAUAUAUUAUCUGAACUGGAUUCCGAAAGAGUAGUCGAGGUCGGGCCAGCCAAUAUUUUGACGAAUAUGAUGAAGAAGACGUGGGAACAGCAGUUCGCAAAUAUAGACCAAGCCCUUGGUAUUGAGAGAAAGUUUUUUGGGCCUCGAGAUGUCUUCUUUCCGCCAAAUCGCGAGAACAUGGAUAUGUUGAGAGCGGCGUCCAAGAAAACGCUACCAGAGGCACACCCACCUCCUCCAAUCGACUCUCAUCAGGAACCGUCUACUCAAACGCAAGCAACCCACCGUUCUGCCGGAGUGCCUGUAUCUUUACCACAACAGAUUGCAACAAACAUCCCGCCUGCAAUACUGGAAGAUGUUUCGCUGCCUGUCUCAACUAUUGUAAGGUCGCUUGUGGCCAUGAAACUGAGAAAAAGGUCUGAUGAUAUCUCAGAAGAUCAGACCAUAAAUCGCCUCGUUGGUGGAAGAUCUACUUUGAUGAAUGAAAUUCUAGGAGACCUACAUGCUGAAUUCCCAGGUCAUGUGCCAGAACGACCAGAUGAUAUACCAAUAAAGGACUUAGGCGAAACAAUGUCUAUCGGUCACAAUGGACGCUUGGGUAAAUGUACUGCGUCGCUGGUCAACAAGAUGAUAUCGUCGAAGAUGCCCGGAAAUUGGGGGCAAUCAUCUGUACGCCAGUUCCUGCAGCAAAAGUGGGGCUUAGCUCCUAUGCGUCAAGAUGCGUUUUUACUCCUUGCAGUCGAGAAGCAGCCAGCUACGCGACUGAGUACUCCCGACUCGGUUGAUCAGUUUCUUGUGGAUAUUGCUACUGAAUAUUUUAAAAAAGAGGGAAUGAGCAUACCUCAAGCAACUCAACAAGAAAAUAGUUCUCAGGACAGUACUGCUCGCAUAGUUGACGUGCAAGGACUGCGAACCGCCGCAGUGGUGGAUACGGCAAUGGUCAAAGACAUUAUUGAAGUAUUGAAGGGGUAUUCCAAUCAACAGGGAAAUGCGUUAGAGGCCACAAUGCCUCACCAUACUAUCGAUGCUUCACAUAACGCUAGCGAACCCGUGGAUCUUUGGCUUACCGAACACGGGGACGAGUACGCUGCGGGAAUCCAACCUAUGUUUGAUGGACAGAAAGAAAGACUCUACGACUCUUACUGGAAUUGGAUCCACCAGGAUAUAACCGAACUGGUAACUUUGAGCAGAGCAGACGAUUCUGACAGUUACCCUGGGUUGGUUGGCCUGACCAUGAGAAUAUUGAACAAAAUUUGCGAUCGUUCCCUCGAUCAUCUUUCUUAUGCUAUAACCCAGGCCAAGAUAUCUGGCUCCCGAAAUCCGAUCCAUAUUCAGACGUUGCAGAGCGUAUACGAAUCAUCCCUGAUCUUCAAAGCCAAGAAUCCCAUAUUUCUGAAUCGUACCGGGGGAGAUACCACUGCAAGAUAUACUGGACACGAUGGUCUUGUUUCCAGCUUAAUGAAGCAUGUAUAUGACGGCUUCAUACCAAAAGAUACCUUACCGUUGGAUAUACCUGUGGGUAAACUCACAGGACAAGGCUUCGUCAUAUCCCCUACCCAUACAAAAAUGUUUGCUACAGAUGUGGAUAGAUCAAGGGUUUUGGGACUCACAUUUGUCGGGAAAAACGUUCUGAUAACAGGCGCUGGAAAGAACUCCAUAGGCCUGGGUAUCCUACGCCAUCUUCUCUCGGGAGGAGCUCGAGUAAUAGUGACUACCAGCAGCUACACGAGCAAAACGACAAGGAUGUAUCAGGAGUUGUAUGCUAAACAUGGCUCCAGGGGAUCCAUACUUCGACUGAUCCCGUUCAAUCAAGGCAGCUGGCAUGACGUGCAAGGCCUAACUGAAUGGAUCUACAAGGACGAGUCAUGGGAUCUAGAUUUCAUUAUUCCCUUCGCUGCAGUCCCGGAAAGGGGAAGAAGUCUUGAAAAUCUAGACUCAGGAUCAGAGCUAGCGCACCGUGUGAUGCUUACGAAUCUCCUUCGUCUUCUUGGUGGGAUUUCCCGAAACAAACGAUCAAGAGGCAUCGUCACACGGCCUGCAACUGUGUUGCUUCCGUUCUCGCCAAAUCACGGAAUUCUAGGGAACGAUGGGCUUUACUCUGAGAGCAAAGUUUCAUUAGAAAUACUUCUAAACAAAUGGGCGUCGGAGUCAUGGGCUGACUUCCUGUCGCUAAUGGGAGUAAUUAUCGGUUGGACGCGUGGUACAGGCCUUAUGGCAGAAAACGAUGAGAUUGCCGACGCUGUAGAGAAAUUGGGUGCCAAAACAUUCAGCUCUGACGAGAUGGCUGGAUAUAUUGCCACCUUGAUGGGUGGAACAAUCACAACUGAAUGCCAGAAAGAGCCCUUGGUUGUUGAUCUCGGCGGUGGGCUAUCCCGCAUCCAAAAUUUGAAAGGACAACUAGCCGACGCUCGAAAAGCAUUGCGCGAAUCAGCGGAGCUACAGAGAGCUGUUGCAGAAGCGAACUUACGACAAUCCAUCUCUAUUUCUGGAGAAACGUCUAGAAAAACGUCAUCGUCAACAACACUGCAUCCUAGGAUAAGUCUGAAGCUCUCUUGGCCACAGUUACCAGACUAUAAUCAGGAUAUCUCACCACUAUCUGACUCAUUGCUGGAUAUGUUGGACUUAAGCCGUGUUGUCGUCAUCACUGGGUUUUCAGAGUUGGGGCCCCAUGGUAAUAGCAGAACGCGUUGGGAGUUGGAGAGAAAUGGGACCUUAUCUCCCGAGGGUUGUGCUGAAUUAGCCUGGAUGAUGGGCCUCAUUCAGCAUCAUUCAGGAAUAUCCAAGGAUGGGUCCCCGUUCUCCGGAUGGAUGGACAGUACCACGAAAGAACUCGUUGAAGACUUUGACAUCCUUUCCCGCUACGAGUCCAGAGUUCUCAAGCAUACUGGUAUCCGAAAAAUCGAGCCUGAUAUCUGUGACAGUGGAUACGACCCAGAGAGAAAGGAAUCUCUCCAAGAGAUUGUACUGCAGCGAGAUCUGCCAGCUUUUGAAUCUACGGCUGAAGUAGCAGACGAUAUGAUGCGGAAGCACGGUGAUAGAGUGGCGGUCACGAAUGGGACUUCAGAUGGGAUGCGACUUGUCCAGUUAAAAGCUGGUGCCGUAAUUUGGGUACCCCGAGCAUCAAGAUUCAACCGGACCGUAGCAGGACAGAUUCCGUCAGGAUGGUCGGCCAAGCGGUAUGGAAUUAGCGACGAGAUAAUAGAGCAGGUCGACCCCGUAACUCUAUUCUCUCUUGUAUGCACCGUCGAGGCUCUUUUGUCGUCUGGUAUCACAGAUCCUUACGAGUGGUAUCAGCACAUACACAUUUCAGAACUGGGCAACUGUAUCGGUUCCAGCAUGGGCGGGCUAUCCUCGCUGAAGAAGAUGCAUCGGGACAGAUAUCUUGAUAGGCCAGUGAAGGGAGACAUCCUUCAAGAAACGUUCAUCAACACCACAGCAGCGUGGAUCAACAUGCUAUUGUUUUCUUCUGCCGGGCCUAUCAAAACUCCCGUGGGAGCAUGUGCAACAUCUCUGGAAUCUCUUGAUACAGGUCGCGAUCUCAUCGUGGCAAAGAAAGCCAAAAUAGUUCUCGUUGGUGGGGUGGAAGACUUCGUCGAGGAUGUAUCCUAUGAGUUUGGCAGCAUGAAGGCAACGUGUGACACUGAAGCUGAGAUACGGCAUGGCAGAAGUCCAGAUGAAAUGUCUCGUCCAAUGGCGUCAUCCAGGGCUGGCUUCGUUGAGGCACAAGGCUGCGGCAUCCAAGUUUUGACCUCAGCAGAGCUAGCCCUCAAGAUGGGCCUACCGAUCUAUGGUAUUGUUGCGUACACGAACAUGUCAGCAGAUAAGAUCGGUCGCUCCGUUCCGGCUGCUGGGAGGGGCGUGUUAACAAAUGCACGCGAACCAGCCCACAUUAGGGGUCCUGAGACAACAUACAACGUCCUAUCCCGAUCGUUACUAAAUCUGACUCAUCGCCGUCAAAUGUUGCAGGAGAGGCGUAGUCAGAUAAGUGCUUUUGUCACGGACAGCAACCGUUUGCUUGACGAGGAGAUUGCGAACCUAGAACAAAACUCCGACUUUACACAAGAAGACAUUACGCGUUUCAGGUUGCAACAACUUAGGUUCAUACAUGAAGAGGCCAGCCGUCAGGAGGCAGAUGCAGCAUUCGCCCUUGGGAAUGAAUUUUGGAAGAGUGGAUCAAAUCAAGCCGUGUCACCAAUUCGAGGCUCAUUGGCAGCAUGGGGUCUAGACGUCGAUGACAUUUGCGUCGCAUCUCUACAUGGUACAUCCACAGUAAUGAACGACUUGAAUGAAACUUCUGUUUUACAAAGGCAAAUGGCUCACCUUGGACGUCAAAAGGGAAAUAUGCUUCCCUGUGUCUGCCAGAAGUGGCUGACAGGUCAUUCUAAAGGAGCUGCAGGAUCUUGGAUGGUCAAUGGCUGUCUCCAAAUGAUGGAUUCAGGAACGAUAGGCGGAAAUCGAAAUGCCGAUAAUAUUGAUGAAGGGUUACAAGAAAAUUCACUACUCAUGUUUCCAGGAAAAACUCUUCAGGUCGAAGGCGAUCAUAGCUGCAUCAAGGCCUGCUCAGUCACGUCGUUUGGUUUUGGUCAGAAGGGCUCACAAGCUAUUCUUAUUCAUCCUCGAUACCUCUUUGCAACGAUAUCGAAAACCCAGUAUGAAGAAUACAUCGCGAAGAACAGCAUUCGACUGAAAAGGGCAUCUCAGACCUACUCAGAGGGUAUAAUCAACGGAGACUUAGUAUCGAAGUUUAUCAAAGAGCACCAACCUUAUCCAGCCCAAGACGAGGAGGCAUGGUUGCUUAAUCCUGCUAUGAGAUUGAAAAACUUUAGCUAA
This is a messenger RNA of Bipolaris zeicola 26-R-13, 4926 nucleotides long. RefSeq lists its product as uncharacterized. Gene Ontology annotation, cellular component: fatty acid synthase complex. Gene Ontology annotation, molecular function: holo-[acyl-carrier-protein] synthase activity; fatty acid synthase activity; 3-oxoacyl-[acyl-carrier-protein] reductase (NADPH) activity. Gene Ontology annotation, biological process: long-chain fatty acid biosynthetic process. The coding region runs from base 1 to 4926 and encodes 1641 amino acids. Lineage: Eukaryota; Fungi; Ascomycota; Dothideomycetes; Pleosporales; Pleosporaceae. The transcript is spliced from 3 exons. The record is from RefSeq and is a predicted model, not a curated record.